Messenger RNA from Quercus lobata, 3412 nucleotides. Its product is annotated as receptor-like protein 53. NCBI's taxonomy places the organism in Eukaryota, Viridiplantae, Streptophyta, Magnoliopsida, Fagales, Fagaceae. The transcript has 2 exons. The record is from RefSeq and is a predicted model, not a curated record. Gene Ontology annotation, molecular function: protein binding. The coding region runs from base 66 to 3377 and encodes 1103 amino acids.
CAUCGCUUCUUUAUCGCUUAUAACACUUGCCACCCAAUUCUCCAUUUACUUCCUCUACUGUAAAGAUGUUCAGUAUGGGGAAAAUGAAUCAUCAAUACCUGCCUUUAUUCCUUGCCUCUUUUUUGUCCUUCGUCUCUCUUUCUCAAACUUUCUCUAAUACUUCCUCUCAACAUCAUUGCCUCCCUGACCAAAGUGCUAAUUUGCUGCAACUAAGGCAAGAAUUUGUUGCAAAGAGAAUGUAUUCUGAUUACUAUAUUUACUAUGGUUCUUAUCCAAAGAUGAAGUCUUGGAAGGCAGAUAGUGAUUGUUGUUCCUGGGAUGGGGUCACAUGCGAUACAGAGAAUGGUGAGGUGAUUGGCUUAGACCUGACCAACAGUCGGCUUAAUGGGCCUCUCAACUCUAACAGCACCCUCUUCAGUUUUCGUCACCUUCGGAAACUCAACCUUGCCCUUAACAACUUCACUUUCUCCACAAUCCCGUCUGAAUUUGGCCAGCUUGUAAGGUUGACGCAUCUCAACCUCUCUUUUUCCUUCUUACAAGGCCGAAUCCCGACGGAAAUUUCAUGGCUAUCCAAUUUGGUUUCACUUGAUCUCUCUGUCAAUUAUUUUAAUUACUUUGUUGGUGGUGAUUAUCAUUAUAAAUUGUUGGUUCUCAGAAGAAUUGAUCUUGAAGCACUUAUCCAGAACAUGACAUAUUUGAGAGAGCUUCAUCUAGCCGACGUGAACAUUUCAUCCUCACUACCUCAAUCCCUGGCAAAUUUGUCUUCCUUGACUUCUCUUUCUCUGUAUGGCUGCAUUUUGCACGGUGAAUUUACCUCAGAUAUUUUCCUGUUGCCCAAGAUACAGGCCAUUGAUCUGUCAUAUAAUAGAGAACUCAUUGGUUUUCUUCCCAAAUUUCGAUUUCAUAGUUCCCUAAAGAUAUUGUAUCUCCGUGUAACAAAUUUUUCUGGGGAAUUUCCCAAUUCAAUGGAUAGCCUUGGGUCCUUGAAUGUUUUGGAUCUUUCCAUAACAAAUUUAUUUGGGGAAUUGCCCAAUUCAAUCAGCAACCUCAAAUCCUUGAAUUAUUUGGAUCUUUCCUAUACAAAGAUUUCCUGUGAAUUGCCCAAUUCCUUUAGCAACCUUAAGUCCUUGAAUUAUUUGGAUCUUUCUAAUACAGAUCUUUCAGGGGAAUUGCCCAAUUUAAUUGGCAACCUCAAGUCCUUGAAUUACUUGGAUCUUGGUUCAAGUAAUUUUUCAGGGGCAAUUCCCCCUUCUGUUGGAAACCUAUCACAGCUUACUGUUCUUUCCCUCUCAAAUAACAAUUUUCAUGGUCAGCUUCCAUCUACAUUAGGAAACCUUGCAAAACUCACUUAUCUAGGACUUGACAAAAUCCUUUACAUUCAGGAAGUACCAUCUUUCCUGAGAAAUCUUACACACCUAGAAUACUUAAGCCUUUCACAAAACAAUUUUGACUGCGGCUUCCCAAUUUGGCUAACAAAUAUUACUAAACUCCACUCGAUAGAUUUCUCAGAAAAUAAGUUAAAAGGCCCAAUCCCAUCCGAAAUAAGUAGACUUCUUAAUUUGUCUUACCUUGACUUGUCAUAUAACUCACUCACAGAGACCAUUCCCUUAGUUUUGUUUACAAUCCCUUCAUUGUCUACACUACAUCUAGAUCACAAUCAGCUUACUGGCCCGCUCAAAUUCCAAAAUAUCUCCUCAUCACCAUUAUUUGACCUGAGAUUGAGUGGAAACAAAUUGAAUGAAUUGAUUCCAAGGUCAAUUGCCAAUUUCACUAAGCUACAAUGGCUAUAUCUUUCUUCGAUCAACCUAAAGGGCAAGGUGGAGUUAAAUAUUUUCUUUGAGAUUAAAGAGCUUCAAGAUCUUGAUCUUUCAGGUAACAAAGUAUUUGUUUCAAAAGAAAAUAUCAAUUCAACUGUCCCCAAAUUCUCAUCUUUGUGGUUAUCUUCUUGCAAUUUGCCUGAAUUUCCUACUUUUCUAGAAGCCCAAAAUGAAUUGCAAACUUUGGACCUUUCCAACAACAACAUUGAAGGUAAAAUACCUAAAUGGUUUUGGAAUGUUGGAAAAGAGACAUUGGGUUCCUUAAAUCUUUCUUUUAACCUUUUAAGUAAAUUUGAGCAACCACCUGUAGUUCUUCCAUGGAAAAAUAUGUACCUUUUAGACUUGAGUUCCAACAUGUUCCAAGAGUCAUUUCCGAUUCCCCCAUUGUCUACAAAUUAUUUUUUUGCCUCAGAAAAUAAUUUUACUGGAAGUAUCCCUCCAAUGAUAUGUAAGGUGCAUACUCUGGAAGUCCUUGAUGUGUCUAAUAACCAAUUGACUGGUCAGAUUCCACAAUGUUUGCUGAACUUAAGCAAUUAUCUUGUAGUAUUGGCUAUGAGAAAUAACUACUUUCAAGGAAACUUGUCUGAAACAUUCAUAAAUGGAUGUAGUUUGAGGACACUAGACUUGAAUCACAACCAAAUAGAGGGGAAGAUUCCACGUUCUUUAGUUAAAUGUCAAAUGCUAGAAGUUCUGAAUCUUGGAAAUAACAAAUUCAAUGAUGCAUUCCCUUUCUGGUUGGAGUCUUUACCCGAGUUAAAGAUUCUUGUCUUGCGAGCAAAUGGAUUCUAUGGUCCUAUAUGGGAUCCUUGUAAAAAUUUUGGCUUAUCCAAGCUGCAUGUCAUUGACCUCUCUAAUAACAAUUUCUCUGGCAAGUUACUGUCUGAGUAUUUUCAAAACUGGAGUGCAAUCCUAGACAAAAACUCUUCACAAUCAGGGUAUAUGGGAGAUGACUCCAAUUAUUACAAAGAUUCAAUGACUAUAGUGAAUAAGGGAGUAGAAUUGAAAUUUGAAAAAAUCUUGACCAUCUUCACAGCUAUUGAUCUCUCCAACAAUAGGUUUUGUGGAGAAAUUCCAAAUAGUCUGGGGAACCUCAAGGCAUUAAUUGUACUCAAUUUAUCAAGCAAUAACUUUAUGAGCCAUAUCCCAUCAUCGUUGGGAAACCUAGUUGUGCUUGAAUCUUUGGAUCUUUCUCGAAAUAGCCUCUCUGGUGAAAUCCCUCAAGAGCUAACAAAUCUCAUAUUUCUGGAGUAUUUAAAUCUCUCUCAAAAUCAACUUAGUGGUCCAAUUCCACAAGGUCGGCAAUUUUUGACAUUUCAAAUUUCCUCUUUUGAGGGAAACUUUGGAUUGUGUGGUUUUCCGUUGUCAAAGAAAUGUGGAAAUAAUGAGAUACCAACUUCUGAAAUGAGACAUGAAUCAUCAUUGGGAGAAGGAUUUUGUUGGAAAGUGGUAGUGAUUGGAUAUGCUUGUGGAUUGGUAAUUGGAUUCCUUACCGGACAAGUUGUCACCUCAAGAAGGACAAAUUGGCUAGUGAGAAAUUUUGGAGUGAACUUACAUAGGUGAAGAUUUACACUAGUGAAGGUACUUGCUAUAGAUUU